This is a messenger RNA of Pistacia vera, 981 nucleotides long. RefSeq lists its product as uncharacterized. The transcript has a single exon. NCBI's taxonomy places the organism in Eukaryota, Viridiplantae, Streptophyta, Magnoliopsida, Sapindales, Anacardiaceae. The coding region runs from base 107 to 868 and encodes 253 amino acids. The record is from RefSeq and is a predicted model, not a curated record.
GUAUAGAGCCCAAGUACAUUUUCUCCUCUUCGACCGUGUAUAUAAAUUAAAAUUAAAUCCCGGUCAAACUUUUCUUCGUAAUCAGAUUCAAUUUUAGGAAACCACAAUGGCAGCCAUUCUCUCUCGCAGACUGCUCAAACGCUCUCUAUCUUCUCCGCUUUCUCUAUCGAACCCUAAUUUUAACCACGUAAAUUCAUCUUUCUCACACCAGAAAUCCUUAAACAUUAGCUUCAAUAUCUCCAGUUUCAUCUCGACCUUUUCUAAUCCUGUCAAUCACCAUCAAAAACCCAUCUCCAAUUUGCCAUCUUUCACAAAAUCUAACUCUCUCUUCUCUGAUUUGGUUUCAUCUAAAAACCCUAGAUUUUUUUCAACCUCUGAUCCUGAGAAACCUCAAGAGAACCGGAGUGAGUACCCUAGUCAAAACCCUGAUUUCAAGCACCAAGAAAUCGAAGGCCCGACUGUUGAACGUGAUUUAUCAGCUCUAGCUAAUGAGACCAGACAAGUUCUUGAAGAAAUGAUGAGGAAAAUAUAUAGUCUAAGCAGAGUCGUUGCUGUUCUGGGUCUGUGUCAAUUAGGUUUAGGAGCUUGGAUUUCGUACGUUACACGAUCAUCACCGCUAAUGGAGCUUUCAAUACAGAGUUUUGUGGCUUUUGGGUUUCCAUUUACGUUGGCUUUUAUGUUGAGACGAUCUUUGAAGCCAAUGUAUUUCUUUAAGAAGAUGGAGGAGCAAGGCAGGUUGCAGAUUCUGACUUUAACUCUUCAGGUCGUUAAGAAUUUGAAUGUGUUCUUUACCCGGAUUCAGGGGGUUAGUUACUUGUGCAUUGCAGGAAUGUCUUUUGGAUUGGUGUUCAUUUUAUUAUCUAAUUGACUUCAAUUUGUUGUCUUGUUAGCUUUUUUGAAUCUCUUUGAGGAGUUGAAUAUGAUUGUGGAUGCCUCUUGGCUUUUACUUAAUAAACAAGCAGUUUUGCUUUUAGUAUGAAA